Messenger RNA from Cornus florida, 2807 nucleotides. Its product is annotated as receptor-like serine/threonine-protein kinase NCRK. Gene Ontology annotation, biological process: protein phosphorylation. Bases 781 to 2616 code for a protein of 611 amino acids. The record is from RefSeq and is a predicted model, not a curated record. Gene Ontology annotation, molecular function: ATP binding; protein kinase activity. The transcript has 11 exons. NCBI's taxonomy places the organism in Eukaryota, Viridiplantae, Streptophyta, Magnoliopsida, Cornales, Cornaceae.
UUGUGCAACAGCUCUCCUCUUCUUCCUCGGUCAUAUCUACUACAUUUUCUCUCUCUAAACACUCUCCUCUUUUUCUCUCUAGAUAUUACCUACUAUUAUCUGCUUCUCUCUCCAUAUCUAUUAGUAUUAUCUACUACUUUCUCUCUCCAUAGCUACUACGUAUUCUCUGUUCAACACUCUUCACUCUCUCUCAAUAUAUAUAUAUAUAUAUAGAACCUUUUUCUAAUGAAGUCUUGUAGAACAAUGCCAAUCAGAUUAAAAUGUGGAUUUUAGAGUUCAAAGUGUCUCUGAUUCACAUCUACACGAUCAUUUUGAAUCUCAAUAUUCACUCAUCAGCAAUUCCUCUGUGAAUCUUUGAAGCUUCUUCGAUCAAUCAAUUGUCACACUUACUCAGCUUAUAAUCUAGGUCUGAAAAGUGAGGCAACAGCUGAAUCCAAACCAAAUGCGAUCCAUAAACAACAGCAUGUCUUAAAUUUAAAUGCAAUCUCUAGUUUUAUAGAGUCUGAAUUGAUGUUCAGCUUAUCUUGCUAUGUACUGUAAUUUUUUAGUUUUAGAUGAUUGGAAAAUGCUUCUUUUGGAGAGAGUUUUUAAUUUUUUAUUUUUCUUGUGAAUACCUUUAAAAUCUCUCUGUAUUUCAAACUACCCUGGAUAUCCAUUUGAUUCUUGAAAUAUAUAAUGAGUUGUUACUGGUUUUGUGCAGAUUGAGGAAUUUAAGAUCACAGGCAUCCUAUGAGUAAAACCUCUUGUUCCUGAUGAAGGUCAGUAUUUCGGCUAGAAUAAAUGAAGUUCCAAGUGGAAGUUGCUUUUGCUUGCCUUGUUAGCUUGAUAUGGAUUCGACAAAUUCUUUGUGAUGAUAUUUCUGAUACCUCUCAGCUGAACAAAUGGGCAUGUACAUGUUCUUCUGCAUAUCAAGGGAACCAAAGCUUUGCUGUUGGAACCAACUGCUCUACAUCCUGUGAUUGCAGUCCUGCUGCAGGAGGAUCGGCUGAAAAUGGAUGGACAUGCAUAUGUGCUGCUGGUGGAUUCCCUGAAGUAGCUGCCAACAAUCAUGGCACCAGCUGUUUUACAGCCUGCAAUUGCACUUCUGGACCAUCAAAUGAGGCAGAGUCUUCAAAGAAGCAAAUUUCCAGCAAAGUAGUGGUGAUCAUUCUCUUGUUAUGUGUUGUGUUCACAACUCUUGCAUUCGUUGCAUUGGUGUUAUGCUAUGUCUACCGAAGAGACAAAUGUACUAUACAACCACCUCAAUUCUUGUCAGAUAAAGAGACAAGCUACAACAGUGCUACCAACUUAAUAAGCCAUAGUGCUAAUUCAAUGGCCAAAUCCAGAGCUUACAAUGGUUCCCCCAUUAACCCUAUAAUAGGUUGGGUUCACAAGGCUUCAUUGUUUAGAGGAAAAACAAGGACACUACGUGGAACAAUUAUACAAUUUUCAUAUUCUGACUUGGAAAUUGCAACCAAUAAGUUCUCCAAUUCUAAUAUGAUAGGAGUCGGGAGUAGCAGCCACCUUUACUGUGGUCACCUCAAAGACAAUAGAACUGUAGCAGUUAAGAGAUUGAAAACUCAGGGAGGGCCAGAUUCGGAAGCUGUUUUCUUGACUGAGAUUGAAUUGCUAUCAAGACUCCAUCAUUGCCAUGUGGUGCCUUUGCUGGGCUACUGCUCAGAAAAUCGAGGAAAGCAUGAUGAGAGGCUGCUAGUAUUUGAGUAUAUGCCUAAUGGUAAUUUGAGAGAGUGUUUGGAUGGGGCUUCAGGGAAAUUCCUAGAUUGGGGUACUCGUGUUGCAAUUGCACUUGGAGCUGCCAGGGGCUUGGAGUAUCUCCAUGAAGCAGCUGCACCAAGAAUUUUGCAUAGAGAUGUCAAAUCAUCAAACAUUCUCAUAGACGAGAAUUGGCGAGCAAAGAUUACUGAUCUCGGUAUGGCUAAACAUUUAAGAAAUGAUGGCCUUCCCAGCGGUUCCAGUUCUCCAGUUAGAAUGCAGGGGACUUUUGGCUAUUUUGCACCAGAAUAUGCGAUUGUUGGGAGAGCUUCUCUUAAGUCAGAUGUUUUCAGUUUUGGGGUAGUUCUUCUUGAGCUGAUCACUGGUCGGCAACCCAUCCAUAAAUCACCUAAUAAAGGAGAAGAAAGCCUUGUCAUUUGGGCUACACCCCGUUUACAGGAUAGUAGGCGAGUAAUUUUGGAGUUGCCUGAUCCACAUUUGAAAGGGAAUUUCCUAGAGGAAGAGAUACAAAUAAUGGCUUACUUAGCAAAGGAGUGCCUGCUAUUGGAUCCUGAUUCACGGCCAACUAUGAGCGAGGUGGUUCAAAUCCUUUCAACUAUUGCACCAGAAAAAUCUAGAAGGCGAAACAUUUCAAUUGAUCUUCAUCAGAGCACCUCUCCCAGCAUGAGAGGUGAAACAGACUUGGAGAAGCUUGACAAACAAGUUGAGGAUCCCAUUGAAGAUGAUGAGGAGCUCAAGCAAGUCAUAUCUAAUGGGAAAGAUUCAGACAUUGUUUCCGCUGUGGACAUAGAGAGAUUGAUCAUUUUGACUUCAAAAGCUAGAAGUUGGCAUUCUCAAGAUGAUGAAGCUGUGGACCUAACCGCACCCAGGUUUGAAUCGUUCAGUAACACUGAGAUCGUGUGAAGCAUCGAUGUUUUGGAUCUCUCUCUCUCUCUCUCUCUCUUUCUUUUUCUUGUUUUUUUUUUUUUCCUCCUUUUUAAAUUACAGGUUCUUUUGUUAAUAAUGAUUGCUCUUGAUAAUUGUUUAAUGUUCUUUAUUUGUUAAUGUACAGAAGUUGGUUUUUUACUUUGUUUGAAGAUGAUGACUUCUUCUCA